ACUCGUCCAUCAGUGUCGCGCCAGCCAGGGAAGAGUGAGGUGCGGUGGAUUUUGCUCGGCUGCUUGGUAACUUGAACCAGCGUGUAUUGUGUUUUCGCUCUUUGGUUUUUGAGUCCCGAAUCGAAGACGCGAGUUUUAUUUCCAGUUGUCUCUGGCCAUUUCCGCAAGGCGCGUUUCCCUGGAGGACAGCCCGGGGUCGCAAUGGAAGCAGGGACGGAGCCGCACUUCCGCUGAACCAGCUGCUCGACCCGCAGCACUAUUCCGUGCCGUCGGACGGCGCCUGAGAAUGACGAGGAGAGGCCGGUUUGUCUCGGCGAAGCUCCUGUGAUGAGUGCCCAGCCAGUGACCGGGAGCAGGCGUCGGCGGUGAGUCUGCGGCAGCCGGGAUGGCGUGGAGGAGCACGGGCGCGGGCGAGGUGAUCGCUGCAGCAGCGACUUUCGCAGGACUGUAUUUGACUCUUGGCGUCGUAUGGGAGGCAGGGCAGUCUGCUCUCCCUCCACCACCCACGACACACGACGCCCCUCGGCAUCGUGCCCCGCCCAUGCGUUCCUACCCGGGUCUCUAUCCUCCCCCUGCGCCCCUGCUCGACCUUCCAGCCUACUCCUACGUCGCCAACAGCCCCGCCUGUGGCACAGAGGCCGAGCCGCUGCUGCUAGUCAUCCUCGUGUUUUCGCACCCCGCCCACGCAGCGCUCAGGGAAGCCCACAGAGCCGCUGCGUCCUGGGAGGUCCUGCAGAAGCUAGGGGCGCGGAGAGUGUUCCUGCUAGCGGACGGCAGCGGCGACGCUCAGAGCGGGUAUGCGAGCGUGCCCGUGGCGGAGGUGGUGGCGGAGAGCGGCCGCUUCCGAGACCUUGUCGUUGCGGACUUCCGUGACCAUUACCGCAACCUGACCUACAAGCACGCCCUCGCUUUGACCUGGGCCUCGACCUUCUGCUCGCGCGCGAAGUAUAUUCUCAAAAUGGACGACGACAUGAUGGUCGACUUGUGGGGUCUUGUGGCCAUGCUGCGCCAGGGCCUCGUCGCGAACAGCAAGGGCGUCGUGAUCAGAUGGCAAGAUAUGCACAAGCAGAGCGCUUUUCGGGGAGCGGAGAGUGAAAGCGCGGUCGCAGAGGACGAGCGUGCGGCGAGGAGAGGCUGGAGGACGGCGCCGGGCAAGCAGAGGCUGCUGAGCUCCGCCGGGAUGUGGGCGGCGGGUCUGGUGCAGCGCGGGCUGGCGCCCCAGCGCAACCACGGGAAAUGGCACGUCAGUCUCGAGGAAUACCCCAAGCGACUCUACCCGACUUUCCUGUCUGGAUGGGCCUAUGUCAUCACUCAGCCGGCCGCAGCAGCCAUCAUGGCAGCCGCCCGCGACCACGCGCUCCCUUUCUGGAUCGAUGAUGUGUACAUGACGGGGAUGCUGGCGGCGACGGCGGGCGUGGCACGAUACGCCCUUAAUCAGCACUACUCCCUCCUCACGGAGGCCGCCUCCUGCUGCCUUGAAGGCCCAUCGCACUUCCACUCCCAAAGAUCUGUAAUACCGCUCUGCGGCCUCCUCGUGGCGCCCAGCGACAAGAACAUCAGCCUCCUUGCCCACUGGAUGAAGGCUGCGCGGGCAUGCCACCUGGGGCGCACGUGCCCGUCGCCGCCGCCCUCCUCCUGCCCGCCAACACGCCCGCACUACGCGGUGGGCACUGUCAUACCGCUGUCCUGACAGCAGAGGCGAGCUGCUCUCCGCCCACGCCAACCUCAGUCUGGUCACUGAUUUCCCAAGGAGGGAGUCUGCUAGUCUUGUAAACGCUGCGGAGUGAAUGGAAACAAACAAGUCACAAGAAAUGCAUUGCACCGCUAGUUGUAGUCCAAAACGAGAGUUCAAAGAAAUCACCAAUUUCCUUUAAACUUCAUUUGGCACUGUGUGUCACGUCAAA
This is a messenger RNA of Penaeus monodon (black tiger shrimp), 1904 nucleotides long. Its product is annotated as beta-1,3-galactosyltransferase 4-like. Gene Ontology annotation, molecular function: hexosyltransferase activity. The coding region runs from base 386 to 1690 and encodes 434 amino acids. The record is from RefSeq and is a predicted model, not a curated record. The transcript is spliced from 3 exons. Gene Ontology annotation, cellular component: membrane. Lineage: Eukaryota; Metazoa; Arthropoda; Malacostraca; Decapoda; Penaeidae.